UUCUUCUUGGCCUGUUUCUUUUUUCUCUAUUUAUUUCUUUGGAUUUUAAUCUCUUCGAUUUUCGAUGAAGCUUAGACAGAUGUUAACAAUAGUUUCAUGAAAAUGGCUCCAACAAAAUUUGUGUUUAUUUAUAUAAUCAAAAGUUCAAAACACUUCCACUCACAGAUUUUCCGGCAAAAGUAGUCAAAUGUGCAAGACUCAUGUUCUCCGCAGUCUUCGCUGUUAAUAAGAUUCUGAAAGAAGGAAAGGUCACGACGAUGAGCUGCUGCUGAUGUGAGAGACCUUUGUUUUUAUUCGUUUACAAGGAGGGCAAAAUACAAAUUAGAGAAGGAGAAGAAGGAGACAAAACAAUGAGUGUCUCUUUGAGUGUGAUGACAUUCAAUCUUCACGAUGAUCAACCUGAAGAAAGCCCUAACUCAUGGCAGAAAAGGAAGGAUUUGUGUCUCAGUGUCAUCACCAGUUACUCCCCCAUCGUUCUCUGCACCCAACAAGGUGUGAAGUCGCAGUUGGAUUAUCUUCAGCAGGGCUUGCCAGCCUAUGAUCAGUUUGGCAUAUCAAGAAAAGGGUCUCAGGAUGCCACUGAUGAAUCUUGCACCAUCUUCUACAACAAGGAAAAAGUAGAGCUGCUAGAGGGUGGAACUUUUUGGUUGUCAGAGUCUCCCUCGGUCCCUGGAAGCACGGCAUGGGGUUCUGCAGUUCCUUGUAUAGCGACAUGGGCCACAUUCCAACUGAGACAAGUGGAGCCGCCGGGUUUUUCGUUUCAGAUAGUCAACACAAACUUGGAUGAAAUCAGUCCUCGUGCUCGUAGGCGAAGUGCUUUGCUCACAUGGCAACACAUAGCAUCAUUACCUCCCACCUUGCCCGUUGUGUACUGUGGAGGAUUCAACACACAGAAAGAAUCAACAACCGGGCGAUUUCUGUUGGGCAGAUCUAGAGAGCAUGGUGUGGUAGGGGACAUGAGAGAUGCAUGGCCAAGUGCCCGAGUACGUAAAAAUGCCGCUCUUAUUAGAACAUAUCAUGAUUUCAAAGGUGAUAAGCAGGGAACGGUCGAGUUCCUGAAGCUAAUAUUCAGAGCGCUAUGCCUCUGCUGGGACCGACAAACACAAGAUCUACACACGGAUUGGAUACUCUACAGAGGCCGGUCUGUAGUUCCCGUAAUGUGCGAGGUGGUAAAUGAUAAGAUCGACGAGUUGUAUCCUUCGUCUCACUACCCUGUGUUUGCUGAGUUUAUGCUUCCUCGUUCUGUAAGAAUGCUAGAAACUACUACUCCUGUUCCUGCUCGUGCUCAAGAGGAAGCUAGAACACUUGUCAUGUCUUAAGCUUUGGCAAAAUGCUGAUUGUUGUUGUGCAAAUUAUCUCUGUUUCCUCUCAGAGCCUUAUUGGUUUGAGCUAUAUAACUUGUUCAAAAGAAAUAACUAUUUUUUUGU
Messenger RNA from Eutrema salsugineum, 1427 nucleotides. RefSeq lists its product as uncharacterized. Lineage: Eukaryota; Viridiplantae; Streptophyta; Magnoliopsida; Brassicales; Brassicaceae. Gene Ontology annotation, molecular function: 3'-5'-RNA exonuclease activity. Bases 351 to 1319 code for a protein of 322 amino acids. The record is from RefSeq and is a predicted model, not a curated record. The transcript is spliced from 8 exons.